Didymodactylos carnosus is the source of this 597-nucleotide messenger RNA. The record is from the annotation of a GenBank genome assembly. NCBI's taxonomy places the organism in Eukaryota, Metazoa, Rotifera, Eurotatoria, Philodinida, Philodinidae.
AUGUCCGUCAUAGCCCGUUUAUCAGCUCGACAUUUCAACACUGCUUUCAGGUGUAUUGCUGCUAUGAAUUCCAUGACUGUACGAAAUCAGGGAACAGCUGCGACUCCAGCAACAUCAGCCGCAACUUCGGGAGCGGACAUGGUAUUUUAUAACCAAUCAAAAAAUGUAAAACAAAUUGAUGUUCCAUCAAUGAGUGGAAAUAUGGGAAUUUUAGGUGCGUAUUAUUUAGCUUUUUUACUAUUUAAAUUCUCGAAAAAUUGGACUUAUUUUAUUUUACCUAUGUUUUUAGCUCACCACGUUCCAAUCUUGGGAGUACUAAAGCCAGGAGUGGUUGCUGUUAUUGAAAAUGAUGGAACUACAAAACGAUACUUUGUCAGUAGUGGAUCAAUAGCUGUACAUCAAGAUUCCAGCGUUCAAUUAUUAGCUGAAGAAGCCAUAAUUGUAGAGAAUUUGGAUACAAAAGCCGCACAAGAUACUUUAUCUGAUGCUCAACGAAAACUACAAUCUGCCAAAGAUGAGCGAGAGAAAGCCGAAGCUCAGAUAGAAAUCGAAUGUGCUGAAGCUGCUAUAAAAGCCUCACAAGGAGUAUGGCAGUAG